Cladophialophora carrionii CBS 160.54 is the source of this 411-nucleotide messenger RNA. RefSeq lists its product as uncharacterized. The record is from RefSeq and is a predicted model, not a curated record. The transcript is spliced from 2 exons. NCBI's taxonomy places the organism in Eukaryota, Fungi, Ascomycota, Eurotiomycetes, Chaetothyriales, Herpotrichiellaceae. The coding region runs from base 1 to 411 and encodes 136 amino acids.
AUGGCCGGACCCAACUAUAGCUCGGGGCCGGAAAGGCAUCCGAAGUCACCCAUGGCAACCACUCAGCACCUUCAUGCUAUGGAUUACCUCGAAAUCGUCCCCGAGCGUGUUCAGGCCGUACGAACCUUGGUGCAGCUGGGGGGUGGCAUUGACGAGCUUACCAUGCCGUAUCAGCGCAUUGUCUUGACUUAUUUUCGAUGCUAUUUGUCUCUACCCGACUCGGUCUGCGGCCUGGCUGGAAAUGGCCUGCAGCUAUCGCUGAGUCCUUACAACGUACCGCCAGUCGGCGAUGCCAGAUCGCCUCAACCCCGGAUACAACUACUUCAGAAAUCACCGUUGAAUGACCUGCGAUGGCAUAUUGCUUCGUCUCGCGGCAAUGGCUUCUGGUCGGGUUGUGGGGUUCCUGCUUGA